GGACGACAAACAAGAGCAAUGGAGAGCUUGCUUCCGUUUCUCAUCUUGGCCCUAGGGGUCCUUGUCCAGCUUUGUUGCUGCAGUCCUCCGCCGGACCCGGUGGUCUGCACCCACGGCACGUCAAACUGCACGGUCACCAACACGUACGGCUCCUACACGGACCGCAGCAUCUGCCACGCCGCCAACAUCACCUACCCGCGCACCGAGCAGGAGCUCGUCGCAGCCGUGGCGGCGGCGGCCUCCGCGAAACGGAAGCUGAAGGUGGCCACCAAGCACUCGCACAGCAUCCCCAAGCUGUCUUGCCCGGGAGGCCGCGACGGCACAAUCAUAAGCACCGCGCGGCUGAACCGGACGGUGCACAUCGACGCCGCGAAGCGGCUUAUGACGGUGGAGAGCGGCAUGGUCCUCCGCGACCUCAUUGCGGCCGCCGCAGCGGCGGGGCUCGCUCUGCCGAACUCGCCCUACUGGUACGGCCUGUCCAUCGGUGGACUACUUGCCACGGGCGCGCACGGGAGCUCGCUGUGGGGCAAGGGAGGCGCCGUGCACGAGUACGUGGUCGGGCUGAGGAUCGUGACACCGGCGCCUGCGAGCCAGGGUUUCGCCAAGGUGAGGGAGCUGGGCGCCGACCACCCGGACCUGGACGCCGCCAAGGUCUCUCUUGGGGUCCUCGGCGUCAUCUCCCAGGUAACUCUGGCCUUGGAGCCCUUGUUCAAGCGGUCGGUGACGUACCUGAAGCGCGGCGACUCAGACUUGGCGGACCAAGUGGUUCCAUGGGGCCGCCUCCACGAGUUUGCCGACUUGACAUGGUAUCCGCAGCACGGCACGGUCAUGUACCGUCAGGACGACCGCGUUGACAUCUCCACGCCGGGCAAUGGCCUCAGCGACUACCUCACUUUGCGCACCAGUCCCAACCACGGGACCAUCGGCGUGAGAGUCGCCGAGGAGUCGAUGCAAAUGAAGAACGUCACCGACGUCGCCCGGUGCGCGGCGGCGCAGCUGCCGGUGUCCGUGCAGAAGCAGCAGGCCUUCGGCUUCACGAACGACGGCGUCUCCUUCACGGGGUACCCGGUGGUCGGGUACCAGCACCGCAUACAGGCGUCCGGCACCUGCAUCGACGGCCCGGAGGACGGCCUCCUAACCUCAUGCAUCUGGGACCCGCGCAUCCGUGGCUCCUUCUUCUACAACUCCGGCUUCAGCAUCGCGCUCUCCAAGGUGCCAGCGUUCGUCGCCGACGUGCAGCGGCUGAGGGACCUCAACCCGGACAUGUUCUGCACAGGCGUCGAUGGCAGGAUAGGCAUGAUGGGGCGCUACGUCAAGGCCUCCUCCGCUUACCUCGGCAAGGCCGAGGACUCGAUCGACCUGGACGUCCUCUUCUACCGUAGCCGCACCUACGGCAUCCCUCGUGUGUACGCCGACCUGGUGGACGAGAUCGAGCAGAUGGCGCUGAACAAGUACGGCGGCCUGCCGCACUGGGGCAAGAACCGCGACUUCGCGUUCGACGGUGCCAUCGCAAAGUACCCCAAAGCCGAUAAGUUUCUAUUGGUGAAGAACAGGUACGACCCCGACGGCCUCUUCUCCAGCGAGUGGAGCGACCAGGUGUUGGGCAUCCGCGGGAGACCCACCAUCGUCAAGAAGGGCUGCGCCAUCGAAGGACUCUGUGUCUGCUCCGACGACUCACACUGCGCACCGGAGCAGGGCUACUUCUGCCGGCCAGGAAAGGUGUACCAGGAAGCUAGAGUUUGUUCAACGGAAACUAAUGAUUGGUUCCUUUCAAAUAUGAGGAUCGUCUGUGAAAAUAGUCAAUAG
Molecule: messenger RNA, 1806 nt
Organism: Lolium rigidum
Lineage: Eukaryota; Viridiplantae; Streptophyta; Magnoliopsida; Poales; Poaceae
Product: L-gulonolactone oxidase 2-like
Exons: 1
Coding region: 19-1806 (595 amino acids)
Cellular component (GO): membrane
Molecular function (GO): FAD binding; D-arabinono-1,4-lactone oxidase activity
Source: RefSeq, a predicted model, not a curated record